This is a messenger RNA of Funneliformis geosporum, 909 nucleotides long. The record is from the annotation of a GenBank genome assembly. Lineage: Eukaryota; Fungi; Glomeromycota; Glomeromycetes; Glomerales; Glomeraceae.
AUGACCGAUAAUAUCAGCAAAUUCUUAAAUGAAACCACAAGUAUUGAACAAAAAAUUACCAAUGUUAGAUCAAAUAUUACAAAAAUUGAAGAAUUUCAAUCACAAAUAUUAGUUAGUACAUCAACAACGCAUGAAGAUUCUACAAAUAAAGAACGUGAGGCUUUUGUUGAGAGCACGAGAAAUUUACUCAUAGAAUGUAAAGAUCGUAUUAAAAAAAUUCAAUAUGAAAAUGCUCGUAUCCCUUCAACAGAUCCCAAUUUUGGUUUAAGGCAACAAAGAUAUGAAUAUUUAAGAACAAAAUUAUCUAAUGUAUUAGAAGAUUAUCGUCUUGCUGAAAAUACUUUCAUGAAACAAACCAAAGAUCGUAUGGAAAGACAAUAUAAAGUUGUAAAUCCAAAUGCAUCUCAACAAGAAAUCGAUGAUUACGUAUCAAACCCUAAUUCUCAACCUAUAUUUCAACAAGCUUUAUUAAGAACGAAUGAAGCACAAAAUGCUCUAGCUGAGGUGCAAAAACGUCAUGAAGAUAUUAAAAGCAUUGAAAAUACCAUCGCUGAACUUGUUGCUUUGUUUCAAGAAUUACAUCUUCAAGUUGAAGAACAAGAUCAAACUAUUGUUAAUAUUGAAGCGAAUACGGAAGUAACCGUUGAAAAAACCGAGCAAGCUGCCAAUGAAAUUGGUACUGCAACUAAACUUGCACAAGCUGCCAGAAAGAAGAAAUGGAUUUGUCUUGGAAUCGCUAUUUUAAUAAUUCUCGUCAUUGUUGUUGUGGUGAUAACUCAAUUACCAAAAGGUAGUAUUAGUAGUUCCAGCACAAACACUGUAACCGCAACAACUACUGUUACUCCAACCGCUCUUCCCAAUAAUCCUUCUCCUGUAAUAACUCCUCAACCAACUCUUCAACCUCAAUAG